AUGGCUUUCAGAAUCAAUCUCCCUCCUGUCACUCGCGGGCUGCUCGCCAUCACUGUUGGAUUGACCUUGCUAUAUAACAUCGCACGAUGGCGCCUAUCCCAACCUGAUCCAUCCUCCACAACCCCGGUGAAUCCGGCUUUACGGCCCUACGUGCCAUACUUGGCUCUCAUUCCCUCCGUAUCUCUAUGGUAUCCUUGGACUUUCUUGAGUGCAACAUUUGUCGAACAAAACAUCAUCACUCUCCUGGUGAACGGAGCUACCAUCCUAUUUGGUGGGAGAUAUCUUGAAAGAGCAUGGGGGUCGCAAGGAUUUACAUAUGUCAUCCUCAUCGCCUCCAUCAUCCCUAAUCUAUUGGUCGUUCCAACAUAUAUCUUCUGGGCUGCCAUCACGGGCAAUCCUGAGAGAGCGCUUACCCCAAUAACUGGAGGCAUUACCACGCAAGCCGCUUUUCUGGUCGCUUUCAAGCAAUUGGUUCCCGAACAUACAGUGAGCAUUUACAAAGGCAUGAUCAAGAUGAGGGUCAAACAUUUCCCAGGAAUAUUUCUAGCGGUGAACACACUGUCCGGCUUCCUUCUUGGGACAGACACUGCGCUCAUCCUGGCUUGGUAUGGCUUGAUAACGACCUGGACCUAUCUUCGAUUCUUCAAACGGCAACCAGACCUUUCUGGAUCAAGCACCGAGAAUCACGGACCCAAAGGCGACGCAAGCGAAACUUUCGCAUUUGCCACCUUUUUCCCCGAUAUCAUUCAGCCUCCUAUCGCAGCUCUCAGCAACCAGAUUUACAUCUUCUUGUGUAAUCUCAAAGUUCUAAAAUCAUUUUCCGACGAGGAGAUUGCGACUGGUAAUGAACAAGCCGCCGCUCGUGGGGAUUCUGGACUGCCCAGUUUCAAUCGACAAGCUCGUGGUGCUCGGGGGAUGAGUAAACGUGAAGAGGCGGAAAGGCGACGUGCUCUGGCAUUGAAGGCUUUGGAUGAAAGGUUGAAUGCAGCAAGUAGUCGCGCGGCUCCUCAAACUACCACACCUAGUGCACCAGAUCUCCCGAAAGGACACGAAAUGCUCGGACACACCGAUUACCGUCCAGAUGAGUAG
Exophiala bonariae is the source of this 1089-nucleotide messenger RNA. RefSeq lists its product as uncharacterized. Gene Ontology annotation, cellular component: membrane; Golgi apparatus. The coding region runs from base 1 to 1089 and encodes 362 amino acids. Gene Ontology annotation, biological process: retrograde vesicle-mediated transport, Golgi to endoplasmic reticulum. The transcript has a single exon. The record is from RefSeq and is a predicted model, not a curated record. Lineage: Eukaryota; Fungi; Ascomycota; Eurotiomycetes; Chaetothyriales; Herpotrichiellaceae.